Messenger RNA from Strongyloides ratti, 2463 nucleotides. Its product is annotated as C-type lectin domain and C-type lectin-like domain and C-type lectin fold domain-containing protein. Lineage: Eukaryota; Metazoa; Nematoda; Chromadorea; Rhabditida; Strongyloididae. The transcript has 5 exons. The record is from RefSeq and is a predicted model, not a curated record. Bases 1 to 2463 code for a protein of 820 amino acids.
AUGAUAACAUCUAAAAUUAUUAUUUUCCUAUUUUAUUUAUAUGUACAAUUAAAUGCUUUUCCAAAAUUUCAACCUAUAUCAAGUGUCAAUUUAAGGCCAACAACAACAUGGAUACCUGGCCCAAAUGAUAAUAAAUAUCAAUUUCAUAAUGGAUGGCAAACUUGGUUAAGUGCUAGAGAGUAUUGUUUAUCACAAAAUUCUGAUUUAGUUUCAAUAAAUAGUGAUGAGGAACUUAAUUGGAUUUUAAAACAUUAUCCUAAUGAUAUUACUGGAGUUGAAGAAAGACAUGUACAAAUUGGUCUUUUUAUACCAGCAUCAGAAAAUAAUAAUUGGACAUGGACAGAUAAGAGUAUUGUAAAUUAUACCUUGUCACCAUUUAAUAAUAUGAAUUUUUUAAAUAAUGAUAAAAAAUGUGGUGUGUAUUUAAUUAACAAAAAAACAUUUGAAUCAGUAUCUUGUGAUAUUCCAAUAAAUCCAACAGAUAAACCAAUAAGAUUUAUUUGUGAAAGAAGUAAUGAAAAUCAUAUGGCUUUAGAAAAAGCAAAUAAUCCAUUAUGGGAGAAAUUUGAUAAAAUAUUACAAUUCUUAGGAAUAAGUGAUGUAAGUAGUACUGGAGAAAAUUUAAAAAAGAAAGAAGAAAAAAAGAAAGAUGACUAUUAUGAUGAUGAUAAUGAAUUUGAUAGUAGAGAAUUUGAUAAAAUUAAAAAAAAAGAUACUAAAGAUAAAACAAUUAUUGUUACUAUAGUUGAUUCACAAGAUUCUAAUAAUACAAAAAUAUCAAAAGAAAUAAAAGAAGAAAUUAAUAAUGAAGGUAGUGGCGAUGAGGUGACAAAUGAUUUUGAUAGUAUUGCAACAAGAAAAAAUAUUGCAUUAUCAACACCAAUUAUGAAAACAACAAAAAGUGUAAUAAGUGAAAUUAGUGAUAUGGUUGAGACAAUGAAAAAUAUUAUUAAAGUAGGAUUGGAUGAUAAUGUUACACCAGUCAGUAGUGAUGAUUAUUCUGAUGAAUAUAACAUUUACAGUAGAUUGAAAAAGAAUCGUGAUAAGUCUUUAGGGCUUGUUAAGAAUUCUCCUCCACUAAUUCAUAAUGUUAUUUCACAAAAGACACAUCCUAUUAUUGACAGAGCUAUUAAUCUUGUAAAAACAUUUGAUUCAUAUGGAUCAGAUUACAAUGAUUCUAAAGAUAACAAAAUAGACAUACCAAUUGAUGAUGGUAAUAUGAAAUUGGUUCAAAUGCAAAAAAUUGAUGGCGUUUUAGAUAAUAGAAUUAUCGGAGAUAAUCUUAUUUCAAAGACACCAAAGCUUAGUACUAUCGAUGAUUUUAAAUAUCAUGAUAUAGAAGGAUCUGGAGAAGAUAUUAUAAAGGUCAACAAUCAAAAAAAUGAUGGGGCUUUAUCUUUAAAUAGUAUUAAUUCAGAUCAAGGAAAACAUGCAAUAAUUAAAAAUAAUAAAAUUGAAGGAGGGAAUAUAACUAAUAAUAUAUCUUCUACAGGUCAUAUUGAUGAAGUUACUCCUAUUAAUAAUGUUGAAAUUGAGAAUGUCGAAAAGAAGAUUGUUAAAUUUUUCAAGGUCCUUUAUCAAUAUCUUAAAAAAACUGAUGUUAAAAGUUUGAAAGAAAUAAUUGAUAGUCGGGAACCUGGUGUUUCUAUUAUGGAUCAUUUAAAAAAUUCAUUAAACGCUGCCAAUCAAAGAGAAGUUGAUCAAAUAAAAGCUCUUGAAAAACUGUAUCAAAUGGGUGUAAAUUUAGAAAAAGUUCGUCAUGAUUCUAUUAAUAAAACAUUAGAACAUAAUGCUGUUAAAACAGCAAUAAAAGAUAUUGAAAAAGAAUUAACGGAUGAGUUAACAAAAAAUAUGAGUGAAGAGUUUGAUGAAGCAAAUAAUUUAGUAAAUAAUCAAAGUAACUAUUUAGAAAAUCCUAAUAUAAAAAAAAUUAUAAUUUAUAAAAAUGAAACUACAACACAAAAAGAAAAUCUUAUUACAACACGAAAGAUUAUUGUUUCAACAAAAAACAGUUUAUCAAAAAAUAGUAGUACCGCAACCAAAAGUAGUCUACUUAAUAAAAAAAGAAAAAAAGUAAAAAAAAAUAAAAAGAUUAAUAAAAAUAAGAAUAAAAAAAAUAAUGCUAAAAAGAUGCCAAAAAUUAUUGAUGAAUGGCAUCCAGAAAUACCACCUACAGAAGAACAAAAAAAAGAAUUUUUAGCUUUAGAGAAAGGAAGGGCAAAGUUAAAUGAUGACACAUAUGAAAUAUUUAGAAAUUUCAAUGAAAAUGAAAGAACAAAAAAAUUGUUAAAUCGUAUUCAUCAACAUGAAAUGGAAAAGAAAAAAUCAUCUGAAAAAGAAUUAUUAACAAAGUCAAUUAAAAAUAAAUCGCAAGAGACUAGUCAAAAUGAUUUUAAUGGUCUAUUAAAUCUUGUAACAAAAACAGAUAAAACGGUGAAUAACUUUAUUGAUAAACAUAAGUAA